CAGCUCUCGCCUGCACCUGACCGCUUGGGCUGUCCCAUAUAAACCCGCAUCACAGUUGUCCCGUAGCUCCCGUGGACGCCCUGCGGAAGGAUGAAGUCGCGUCGCCUGUUGUUGCUCGCUUCUCUCUGUGUGAUACUGCACCUAAUAAAGGCACAGGAGAGCGUCACCGCCGGGGUCCGGGCCACUCAAUCCACCACCUGCCGCCGGAACGGAGACGCCAACAACGCCAUCGAUGGGAACCGGGACCCAGACCUCAGGGACUCGUCCUGCAGCCGAACCCGGCGCCAGUGUCGGCCCUGGUGGAGAGUGGAUCUGCUGGAACACCACCGCAUCUUCGUGGUCAGCAUCACCGCCGCCAGCCGCAGGUGCCGGAGGCUGCGAGGCGCCGAGAUCCGCAUCGGGGACUCGCUGGAGAACAACGGGAACAACAACACUCUCUGUGCAAGAAUCACCUCCAUCCGCUCGGGUGGGACGGCCAACUUCUACUGCGAACCAGCUGGUGUCCACGGUCGCUAUCUCAACAUCGUGUUGCCGAGGUGCCGGGCGUCCCUCACUCUGUGCGAGGUGGAGGCGUUCGGAGCGCAUGAACCCCACUGAGCCCAUGCUUGGCAACCUUCCAGUGCCUCCAGCUUGUGCAACGGGCUCAGAUCGAGAACCGGUCUAGGUCCAGGCUUAUCCCGGGCCAGCUAGGCCCAACAUCGCUUCCAG
Messenger RNA from Amblyraja radiata (thorny skate), 708 nucleotides. Its product is annotated as fucolectin-like. The transcript has 5 exons. The coding region runs from base 91 to 597 and encodes 168 amino acids. The record is from RefSeq and is a predicted model, not a curated record. NCBI's taxonomy places the organism in Eukaryota, Metazoa, Chordata, Chondrichthyes, Rajiformes, Rajidae.